UCCACGUUAUCUACGAGGAAAUAAAACAUAAGCUUUAACAUUAAUCCCACCUUACCUUCCUACACAUUGAUAAGUAUAAAGCAUAUAUCGUAAGAUGUCUUGAUUGUGUCACAUCUCCAUGAAAAAUUUACUUACAGCCAACUAGAUUUGCCAAUUACUAUAAUCGCAGUAUUGACGUAAUUUAUCUAACAGAUUUAGAAUCAAGAGCUGAUUUAUGCCUUCCUUUUGACUUUAACGGCGUAUAUAAAAUGGAGAGUGACGAAGAAGAUAAAGGUUCACUAGACGUAUACAAAUAUAGGCGAAGAGCUGACAAGGACGAAAUAUUCUUGAAUUCUACUACAUUUGGUCGAAUUUCUGACAUUGAUAAGCAAGAUGUCAAUUAUGGAAUCGACCAAGAAAAGAAGCACAAAACCUACACAAUCUUACAAGAAACCAGAACGGAAUUCACAAAUAGCAAACUGCGGAAUAUUCUGAUGAUAUAUUCGAAUCCUGCGUGGAAAGUGUUCAUACUGACGAUACUUUUUAUCUCGUACCUGUUAGAAUCAUCCAUGUACACAUUCUGCAAACCGAAGGACCGGCCAUUUUGGAUCAUCAUUCUUGUGAUAUGUUCCAACUUCAUUUUCUCUUUGGAUGUAACGAUCGUUUUCGGACUAAAGUUCUUCAGGAAGUGGAGAAAAACCCUCAAUCUCGUAGAGCCUGAAACCAGUAGAGUAAUAUUAGAUGUUGUACUAGCUAUGCCAUACGCGUUUCUUUACUUAGUAAACUACGAAAGGACUUCGUUCAACUAUUACGCGAUUGCACCAAUUAUGGCCCUGAUCCGUGUUUACAGAAUCAUAGAGUACUUUUAUAACAAGUCAUCUCAAGCAGGAAGUAAUCAAUGGACGACGUUUCUAUUCCAAUAUCUGAUAUUAUUUCUGCUCUCUGUCCAUACUUGGACUUGUGUGUGGUACCUAUUUUCAGACAGAAAUUUCGAUAUACAUAAAGUUAGGUCGUCGUGGUCGACCGCAGCAAUAUACUUGCCGACAGAGGUCACCUUUGAUUGGUACUUCGUUUGUUCAUAUUGGUCUGUAAUGUUUCUAACAACGAACGCGCUUGGUGAUUUGUACCCUGUGACCACAACCGAAAGAAUUACAGCAAUCACGGCUAUAUUGUUAGGAUUUCUGCUGACAACAAUCGUUUUUGUUGGGUCUUUGACUUCGCAGUUCAUAACUAUUACUACAAGACGUUCAAUUUAUGUAAGACAGUUGAUGAAAAUCAGGAAUCACCUUGCGCUCAUCAAAAUGGAUCCAGACACCACUAAGCGAAUCAUAAGGUAUUACGAAGAUCUUUGGUACCAAAAGUCUGGUGUAUUCAAGCCGAAAUUAUUGAAGCUUCUGCCGUAUCCUCUUCAAAUGGAGAUCUGCUAUGACUUGAACGCUGUACCACUCUACAGUUCAUUGAUAUUCCGAAAGCUUCCGGAAGCCUUCCUUAGAAGGCUCUCUCUGGACAUGAGUCACCAGUUUUAUUUACCAGGCGACAUUGUUUACAAGCACAAUCAUAACAAGACUAUUAUGGUAUGUAUCACGAGUGGGGUUCUAGAAUUACUGUCGGAUGAAGAUGACGAAAGUCCAAUGAUUUCAUUUUCAAAAGGAACGUGCUUCGGAGAAAUAUCUCUGGUUUACAACAUACCAGCUCGAUGUACCGUAAAAGCGGCGACGUACGUCGAGUGUCAAGUGCUGGACAAGACAAAGUUCAUUAAAUUGAUGAUCACGUAUCCUCAAAUGAUCGAUAAGAUAAAGAAUGAAAUAAAUGAACGGAUUGAGAGGAGUCGUCAAAGGAAAACGAGGGGAGACCAGACUGCCUUAUCCUUGAAUAUUUACGCCUCCAAGGAUCGAAAGAAGAGCAGCAUUAAAUGUCUGAAGGACAAGCUAAGAUACGUUCAAGGUAAAACUAAUGAAGACCUGACGAAAGAUGACGAGUUGGACAGUAACUGCUUAGAUCUCUACAUUUUAUCUGAACAUGUUAAGAAAAAGACGACCUUAUUUACCUGCAUCAGUUCCUCGUUUCCUUGGGUCUUGGAACACGAUUGCUACCUCGUGAAAUACUGGGAGCAUUACAUGCUCUGUAUAGUAUUUUACAUCUGUACUGUAUAUCCAUACUUUAUCGGAAUCAAGAGAAAAUUUCCCGGCGGCCUUCUAUUCUAUACUCAGAUUCUAAUCACCAUAUCGCUGCUACUAAACGUCGUUAUGUCUUCUGUAACAGCUGUGAAAACAAAGAAAAGCUAUUUAACUAACAUACGAAGCAUUUUGAACUAUAGGAUGAACACCCUAGGGUUUUAUCUAGAUGUGAUUGCUAUUAUACCGUUCGAGUAUAUUGUCACGAUUCACAAAACUGUAAAUUACGACGACAGUUAUAGAGACCACUUAUUUUACCUGUGCAAAGGUAUCAAAUUAUGCCUAGUGUGGAGACUGUCGAAUUUUUUUGAAAAACUUGAACGCAAGCUGUUACUGAAUUCUUUGAUCGUGAAGGUGGCCAAAUAUUGCGUCUACAUUUGUCUAUUAUGUUACUGGUGUGGAGUAAUAUUGUACAUGGAGUCCUGUUUUGUGAGCCGUUGUUCUGAAAACUCAUGGUUCAGUAGAGCUUUGCUUUGGGAAAACAAAAUAAGUGGUGUGACGUCAAGCAAAACCAAAUAUCCACUAGUGACGUCAGUAUACUUUGCCACCACGGUCCUCCUGUCAGUGGGGUAUGGUGAUUACACGCCUGGUGACCAAUUCGACAUGGCUUUAGUGGCUUUUCUCAGCCUAUAUGGAGUACUACUGAUCGGAUACUGCGUGUCCGAAUUCUCAGCUGUAGUCACGCAUUGGUCUAGAACCAAAACGGCAUUCUUGGAAGUGAUCAUAACCAUAGACAAGUUUAUGAAGGAGAACAAUAUGCACCCGGCAAUCAAAUCCAGAAUAAUGGCGUUUUACGAGCUACAGUGGCAGUAUAAUUCGGGAGUGGAACUCACUGAGGAGAACUGGUUGGAAAGUACUGUUAUACCAUCUGAGCUUAGGAAGAAAGUGCUACACCAAGCUAGAUUUAAAGCGCUUACUUCGAUUAGAUUUUUCCAAGUUAAAAAUAUCGCUUACAUUCAAACACUAACCGAAACUGCAAGAGACAUAAUACUUCCACCUGGCGAAAUCGUAUACUACGGUGGAACAGUUACUAGAGAACUCUACAUAAUAGAAAGCGGUUAUUGCUUAGUAACAUCCCCACAGAUGAAAGAGGCUAAGAAGGAACGCGUCAUCGGACCUGGAAACCACUUAGGAUUAUUGGUGCUAUUAUAUGGCGUACCAGCUGUUAGCACUGUGAUUACGCUGACCCAUUGCAAGUUGAUAAGUAUUAGCCACUGGGCCUACACAUCGGCAUUAAGCUUAUUUCCUGAUAUGAAAGAGCAUGAAGGCCUUCUAACGCCAGAGGAACUUAACAGCAUACAGAUGCAGGCCAAGUCACAAUACGCUGCUUGUGCUUAUUUAAAGCAUUACAGCAACCUCACUAGGAAACCCCCACGAGUCAAGAUUACCAAUAUCCUUCAGGAGUUUUUGAACAAUUCCUUCAUAAAUGUGUAUGAUGACUACCACAAACGGAGAGAAAGCUACAUCAAGUCAUACUCACAAUUUCGCAUUUUGAACCAUUUCGCACCGUAUUUACUUAUGCCAAUUGCGAUCAAACCAAAUGGAAUAUUUUUGAAGUUCUGGGCGUUUGGCAGAAUUAUCACAGCAUUUUUGUUAUGCAUUUUAGUACCGAUAGUUGUGUCUAUGGCCCCACUGUGUGGAAUAUUUAACUAUGCAAUAGUAGCUCUUGAGGCAAUAUGCUAUAUUGAUCUCUAUCUGAUGCUACAUGUCGCUUAUUAUGGAACGAAGAACCAGUUGAUUUACCAUCCAUAUUUAACUGCCAAAAAUUACUUAACAGGCCCUUUCAUCAUAGAUUUUCUGACAUGCUUUCCCUGGUAUGCGAUAUGGAAGCUCUUCGUACCUAAACACGAUGAAGAUCAUACGGAAGAGGACCACAUUGCCAAUCAUCACGUAUUCCACUGUAUUUUGCGAAUGGUUAACGUGCUACAAAUAUACAAACUUUACGCUGCGUUCUGGGCGGAAUCUAUCGCAGCAUUGAAACGGGCUUACUUGAUGAGUGUCGUACAGUUCUUUCUACUGACGAUUUUCUUCCUUAACUUGUAUGCAUCGAUGCUGAUAACCAUGUCAUGCAGAUACGUUAUAGCUUCUAACGCCGAUGAUUUCGAAGACAGAAUUUCACGAUUGUCCCUGAUAGGUCCUUAUAUGAACACAACGUACCAUCCUGAGGGUUGCAUGGUUUGCCAACGAGGAUCUUGGGUUGACGCGCCAACAUUAUUAGAAGAAUACCUAACCCCGGCAAAAGUAUACCUGUUGGCUUAUUAUUGGGCGGCGACGAGUUUUAGUGGGGCUGGCUUCGGUGACAUCACUGCGCAAGACAACACCCACAUGAUCCUUUCCAUUUGUAUCAACAUACAUGGAGUUCUGUUCUUUGGAUACGUUUACGCUAAAAUUGCAUCACUGAAAGCAAUGGCAGAUCAAGUGGUAACGAAAUUCCAAGAGAAUUUAAAGCAUCUAGAAUUAUUUCUGAAUAGAGAAAAGGUGCCAUUUGUACUGAAAAAGACUGUGAUAGAUUACUGGAAAUAUCAAUGGAAGAGAACGGGCGGAUGGUCGCACCAAUCCAUACUAGGUAAACUGCAUGCAAAUCUGAACGAAGAUUCAGUACUGUAUAUGUACGAGAAAACGCUGCGAGAGAUACCUUUGUUCGAAGACGUUGAAUAUUCGUUCUUCAGGGCCUUCGCGAAGAAACUCAAAGAGCAAUACUUUCAAAAAGGUUACAUGGUUAUAAGAGCCAACGAAGUUAUCAACUCAAUGUAUAUUAUCUAUCGGGGGAAGGUGGACAUAAUAUCGGAUAUUAAUGAAGUGGAAGCCUGUAUGGGGCCGGGCGGCAUAUUUGGAAAUAUCAGAGGUGCAUCCAAGUAUUUGACCAUGUCAAACGUCAUCGCAUCGAGAAACAUCGAUUUGUUGUGUAUUAAAGGACACGAUUUCUACGCUCUCCUAAAGAGCUAUCCGUCCGUACUUAGGAAAGUAAAACAGUCGGUGGACUCAGCAGCAAAAGACUACGUUCUUCCUACCACCACGUCUGGAAGACCAAGUUUGGAGGUUGAGACAUACCCUCUUUCAUACGAAGCUGGUGACGAUGAAGAAGACGAUGGACUCGACGAUCUUGACUUCAGCAUGUUUGUAGAAAGUCCAGAAAAAAGUAUAGCUGAAUCCCAUGGCUCAAGAUCUAUCACGUCAGCAGGGAAUGCAGACUACGUUGGAGCUACAUUCCUGAUUUUAAAACCACACAGGUGGUUUCGUAGCAGUAUUUUGCCAGACUGCAAAUUGGUCAUGUUCAUGGAUCAAUUCACGCUGAUUCUUGCCUACGUUGACUUCAUGUUGCUCGUAUAUCAAAUGGCAUUUCUCUCAAUCCCUUACUUUUUAUACAUCUGUGUGACAUUGGACGUAAUUUUUUGGUACAAACUAUUUCUCGACAUGCACAGCGGGUUUAUGAACAGAUACGGCGAUUAUAUUUUGAAUCCGAAGAAAGUUAGGGAGAUGUACUUCUCAAAAGUAUACCUACGGAGGCGUGAUUUCCUUGCGAACAUACCUAUUUGCUACUUAGCAUUCGGCUUGCCCUUGCUUCCGCCCAUGCAACUCGCAUUUUUCGUCUACCUACGCUCUCCCCAGUUGUUUAGAGUCUCAUACCUGUUCACCUACAGAGUACACUCGGCAAGGAAAAACAACAUCAGCUCGGCUAAUCUUUUAUUCAAACUAACGUCAAUAGGAAUAUGGGCAUCAAUACUGGCUCACGUAAACGCAUGUCUAUUUUUCAAACUGUCAUGUCUAACUCCAGUGCACUGUACUUCGGCUAACUGGAUGUCAAAAAACGAACUUAAUUUACGAUCCAAAUACAUACAGGCAAAUUAUUUCUCAAUCUACGUAGCGGCUCUGUGGUACAUGAUAAACUUACUAACGAUCACUGGAACCGGCGACGUCUCAUCACAAAACGACUUUGAAGCUAUAGAAACUAUCAUUGUCAUUAUUAUAAUCAAAUUUUGUACAGGACUUCUAAUAUCAGAAAUGUCAGCGAUGAUAACAGCUCAUUCGUCUUCGCGGAUCGCUUAUGACUAUGGCAUUAACGAGCUGAGAGACGGUCUCCGGGAUAUGGACCUAAGUGACCACCAAAUGAACAAGAUGUGGGACUACGUUCGUGAACUGUGGAACAGACAACAAGGCCGGCAGAUGCCUGAACUAGUAUUUCAACUGCCAUUCCGACUGCGCUGUCAAAUUAUGCAAGCACUGUACGGGUCUCACAUAAGAGAGUCCAUUAUAUUCAGCAAAGCAGACGAUGAUUUCAAGAGGAUGCUAUCUAUGUGGAUGAAACAUUGCGUGUUUUUUCCUGGGAACUAUAUUGUACAAUGUGGAGAUUCCGACCAGUGCAUCUACUUCAUACAUAGAGGCGAGGUCGAAGUUCUAACUGUUCAUCCCAAUUUGACUGAAUCAAUUUACGAUAUUUUAGGCCCUGAAGACAGUUUUGGAGUAGCACAGGGACUUUAUGUAGGUGUGGCUCACCAUUUCUCAUUCCGAGCUAGGACUGUGGUCGAUAUUGUGUAUUUGAAGCUUGAACAAUGGAAGUAUUUGCUGGAUUUCUAUCCCAGAUCAGCGAAAAUUGUAAAAAAGAAAGUUGAAAAUGUCUAUUUGGCAAUCUAGACAAAU
Molecule: messenger RNA, 6791 nt
Organism: Ostrinia furnacalis (Asian corn borer)
Lineage: Eukaryota; Metazoa; Arthropoda; Insecta; Lepidoptera; Crambidae
Exons: 32
Coding region: 249-6785 (2178 amino acids)
Biological process (GO): potassium ion transmembrane transport; regulation of membrane potential
Cellular component (GO): plasma membrane
Molecular function (GO): inward rectifier potassium channel activity
Source: RefSeq, a predicted model, not a curated record